Molecule: messenger RNA, 2569 nt
Organism: Amaranthus tricolor (Joseph's coat)
Lineage: Eukaryota; Viridiplantae; Streptophyta; Magnoliopsida; Caryophyllales; Amaranthaceae
Exons: 8
Coding region: 576-2417 (613 amino acids)
Molecular function (GO): ubiquitin binding
Source: RefSeq, a predicted model, not a curated record
CGAGACCCUAAAAUUAUGGUGGAAAACUGGAAACUAGGAUAUUAGAAAAAACCUAUAUAAAUCCAAUCCAAUUUACAACCCAACUAAAUCUCUAAAUCUCUAAACCUAACAAAAAAGCAAAAUCGGCAGGUAUAAAUAAGGAGUACUUCUACAAGUAGUUAAUCAAGGAAACUUCCUCAAUCUUUACCUUUCUGGAAUUAUGGCGGACAAAUUUUAUUGAUUGAUGAAAUCAUCCAUCUUGUUCUUGUGUGAAACUUUCUAUUCAUCUUACCCUUUUGAUUCCUUUGCCUUUUUGCAUAUUCUCUUCGUAUGAUCAAUUAUUUCUUUUGGGUGCAGAAUUUUAAUCGUUUUUCCUUCUGGGUGGAAUUCUUCUCAGUUUUUUUAAUCUGGGUUUAUCUUGAUUUCGUUGUUUACCAUAAUUUUGUACUUGAUUCAACGUUAAUAUUAUAAUAUAGCAGUUCAUCUAUCAAGUCUCUUGAUUUUUAAGGCUUUUCGAUCACAACAAUCUUAAUUUUUUGUUUGUGAAUUAUACAAUUAUAUUGUUUUAUUUUGAUUCUGCAGCUAAUAAUACUAUUAUGAUGCACAAUUAUGCAGGUCAAGUAAUUUGGAUAAUGGGUUUCAAUUCAGUAUACCAGACUUUGAAGGAGCUUUUUCCCCAGGUGGAUGCUCGUUUGUUGAAAGCUGUAGCUAUAGAACAUGCAAAGGAUCCUAAUGCGGCUGUGGAAACAAUUCUUACUGAGAUUUUCCCUUUUAUGUGUGAGAAGUCUUCUGUGGCUACACCCAUUGUUUGCAAUGUUGGGAAUGUGGCGGAAACACAUUCGAAAAGCUCUUCAAUCGUCGAAUUACUUUCAGGGAACAAUGCUGAUGAUUCUCAUUUGUUGAGUGAUGCCCAUAAUAUGGAUGAUGAUUCUUUAGCUACAUCCUUUUAUGAUGCAAAUGACACAGAUGAUCUGCAGAAUGGAAACAGCAAAAAUGAAGACUUAACAUAUAAAGAAGUGAUUCUAGGCGCUACUAAGGCCAAAGAGUUGAACAUGUCUGGAAGCUCUACUAGUGUAGAUAAUAAGGAUGAUUUUGUUCAGGACUGUGUUACUCAUGUUCAUGUAGUUUCCAAUGGGACGGCUGAUGUCUCAUCAACGAUAAACACUGAAUAUCGUGAAGUUGAAGCUAAAUUUGACGGUGUCAGCAAUUUGAUUGAUGUCAUAAAUGAACUUUUAAGUGAUGAUCAUCAGAGGCAACAUCAUUUGGACUGCAAUACGUUAGAUUUUAUGGCUUCCACAAACCAAACUCCUAUAUCUGUCACACAACCAGAAGUUGAGAAUAGAAUGCCUUCUGAAUUCAAUAAUGAACAAAUGAGUUGCCAUGAUGCAUACUCCUUACAGGACUUCCCUGUCACUGAUCUUGGUGUUGUUGAGGUUGAGCCUGAGACUCAGACUGAGACUGCGUUGAGCACUAUUGUGACCCAAUCUGGCCUAAUAUGCAGAAUAAGCCUUGUUGAGGAAAUUAUUGAAGAUGCAAAAACGUACAAGGACACGCUGUUAACAGAAACAGAAUCAGUGCUCAGGUUGAUUGAGGAUGUAGAAGACCGUGAAAAAGAGGCAGAACAAGCUAGAGCUGCUGCAGCCAGGGGAGGCUUCGACAUCCUUGAAAAGGUUGAAGAAAUGAAGAAAAUGCUUGAACAUGCAAAGGAAGCAAAUGAAAUGCAUGCUGGUGAGGUGUAUGGGGAAAAGUCCAUUUUGGCUACAGAAGUUAGGGAGCUACAAACUCGUCUGCUUGGAUUGGCAGAUGAAAAAGAUAAAUCACUUUCUACUUUAGAAGAGAUGCGGAAAACCCUUGAAGAACGAUUGGCUGCAUCUGAGGAAGAGAAAAAAGCUGCUGAAAAAGAGUUGCUUAUGAAGGAGGAAAUUGCUAGAGGUGCUCUUGUUGAGCAAGAACUUAUUAUGGAGAAAGUUGUUCAUCAGUCAAAAAUGUUGCAACAAGAAGCAGAGGAGAAUGCUAAGCUGAGAGACUUCCUAGUGGAGAAAGGCCGUCUGGUGGAUGAACUGCAGGGAGAAAUCGGUGUUAUUUGCCAGGAUGUGAAGUCCCUGAAGGAAAAGUUUGACAAUCGUGUAUCUUUUAGUAAGUCUCGUUCCAUUGAGCAGACAAGCUUUCGAAUGGCAUCUUCGAUUUCUUCAGGAAAGAGCAUAACUUCAGAUUCUACGUCUGGGGCUUUGACAUCGUCGACUUCUUCAGUGAACAUAGUUUCAGAGACUGCUACUGGGUAUAUUAUGGCAUUAUCCGAGACACCCGGAAGGAUGAGCCCAGCACUAUCAGUUGAGUGUCAAACACCCAAAAGCAAUGUGGAAGACGUUGUUAUUCAACCGGGGACUACACAUGGCAAGGUGCUUUCAGACGAGGAUUGGGUACUUUUUGAUGCGUAGAUAAUAAGAUAAUUUCCUUUGGCUGGACCAGUUUUUGCAUUUUUUCUUUGGAGGAUUGAAUAAAAAUUGAGAAAAUUAAAGUUUUGUAUAUAAGAAAACUGCAAGGAAUGGUAAUUUAAAUGAAUUCAUAGAUUAUUAUAUAUUUGGCUCAA